Mesorhabditis spiculigera is the source of this 435-nucleotide messenger RNA. The record is from the annotation of a GenBank genome assembly. Lineage: Eukaryota; Metazoa; Nematoda; Chromadorea; Rhabditida; Rhabditidae.
AUGUCUGAGAUUGAGGGUCGCAAUUUGCGCAAUGUGUUGCUGGCCCGUCGAGCGAAUAUCAAGGGCUACGUCACGCUACACUCUUACGGUGAGAAUCUGCUCUAUCCAUGGGGCUACAACGUACGGACUUAUCCAUCGGAUGUGACGGAUUUGAUAAACAUGGGACGAGCGAUGAGUCAGGCGAUCCAGCGGGUACACGGUACCCGAUAUGCAGUCGCCAACGCCGCCGACUUGCUCUAUCCAGCUGCCGGGGCGUCAGAUGACUAUGCUAAAAGCAUUGGCAUUAAAUAUGUAUAUACGGUUGAGCUGAGGCCGGGAGAGAAUGAUCGGGAGAAUGAUGAAAAGUACGGCUUCGAACUUCCUGCGGCUUACAUUCAACGCACCGGUGAUGAGGUGUUUCAAGGUGUUCUCGUGCUGGCCAGAAGGGUUGCCGGG